AUGCAGGACGAGAUCCGCAAAGCUGAAAACGAGACGGCAGAGGCAGACAAGUCGAAGAGAAAGAAGGAAGAUGAGGAGAGACUAGUCUCCAUCUAUGAAAGCUUGAGCUUCGAUGGAUUGUGGGAUAAAUUGAGCGAGAGUCUGAGUAGGAUGGAGGAGGAUUCGAGCGCGGCGAUGAUAUUGUUGCCCUUGAUCGAGUCCCUCAUGGUCGUCUCCAAGCACGUCGCAACACCAGACGCAGCCUCAGCGCUGGAUAGUAGCGGUCGAAGCGCCAACACCUCAGUACGGGGCUCAGCCUCACCACUGGGCGCAGGCACAGACGCCAUGCGCACCUCACCACCUAAGACGCCUCGCGAGAAGAUGACAGAGAACUUCUUCACCUUCACAGAGCGGCACCGCAAGAUCCUCAACACGAUGGUUCGGGCCAACCCCUCGCUCAUGUCCGGCUCCUUUAGCCUGUUAGUUCACAAUCCCAAAGUCCUCGACUUCGACAACAAGCGCAACUACUUCACCCAACAACUCCACAAGGGCCGUAGAGAGCAUUACACUUCGCUCAACCUCAGCGUAAGAAGACAAUACGUCUUUGCGGAUUCGUUCCACUACUUUGCGCGCCAUUCGGGCCCAGAGAUCAAGCAUGGGAAGCUCAACGUGCGCUUCUACAACGAGGAAGGGGUGGAUGCCGGGGGAGUGACGAGGGAAUGGUUCCAGGUGCUGGCGAGGGCCAUGUUUAAUCCGGAUUAUGCGCUCUUUGCUCCAUGUGCUGCGGAUCGGACCACUUACCAGCCCAACAGGGCGUCAGCGGUCAAUCCGGACCAUCUCGCCUUCUUCAAGUUCGUGGGCAGAGUUAUAGGCAAGGCAAUCUACGAUGGCCGACUACUGGAUGCUUACUUCACUCGAUCCUUCUACAAGCAUAUCCUCGGCAAAGCAGUAGAUUAUCGUGACCUCGAGGCCGUAGAUCCGGAAUACUUCAAGUCCCUCGAGUGGAUGCUGCAAAAUUCGAUUACGGAUGUACUCGAUCUGACCUUCAGCGUAGACAACGAGGAGUUUGGAGAGACGCAGGUGAUCGAGCUGAAGCCGGAUGGGGCGAACAUUGCGGUAACGGACGAGAACAAACAGGAGUAUGUGAGGCUGGUGACGGAGCAGAGAUUGACUGCGUCGAUCCGCAAGCAGAUCGACGCCUUCCUCGAAGGAUUCCACGAUAUCAUCCCCACCUCGCUCAUCCGCAUCUUCUCCGAGACGGAGCUCGAGCUCCUCAUCUCUGGUCUGCCGGACAUAGACGUCGAUGAGUGGCGCAACAACACCGAGCUACACGGCUACAGCCAAGGAGACGCCGUCGUUUCAUGGUUCUGGAGGGCGGUCCGCUCCUUCGACCAGGAGACGAGGGCGAAGCUGCUGCAGUUUGUGACGGGCACCAGUAAGGUGCCAUUAGAGGGAUUCGCGCAUCUGCAAGGGGUGAGUGGCGAUCAGAGAAUGAGCGUGCAUAAGGCUCCGGGAGAGGACAGGCUACCGUCGGCGCAUACCUGCUUCAAUCAGCUGGACAUGCCGUCGUAUAGUACCUUCGAGGAGCUCAAGCGCAACCUUCUUCUCGCGGUCACCGAGGCACAAGAGGGAUUCGGCUUCGCGUGA
Messenger RNA from Jaminaea rosea, 1626 nucleotides. Its product is annotated as HECT-domain-containing protein. Gene Ontology annotation, biological process: proteasome-mediated ubiquitin-dependent protein catabolic process; positive regulation of protein catabolic process; protein polyubiquitination. Bases 1 to 1626 code for a protein of 541 amino acids. Gene Ontology annotation, molecular function: ubiquitin-protein transferase activity. The transcript has 4 exons. NCBI's taxonomy places the organism in Eukaryota, Fungi, Basidiomycota, Exobasidiomycetes, Microstromatales. The record is from RefSeq and is a predicted model, not a curated record.